Aspergillus clavatus NRRL 1 is the source of this 1668-nucleotide messenger RNA. Its product is annotated as putative MFS transporter. The coding region runs from base 1 to 1668 and encodes 555 amino acids. Gene Ontology annotation, molecular function: transmembrane transporter activity. NCBI's taxonomy places the organism in Eukaryota, Fungi, Ascomycota, Eurotiomycetes, Eurotiales, Aspergillaceae. The transcript has 4 exons. The record is from RefSeq and is a predicted model, not a curated record. Gene Ontology annotation, biological process: transmembrane transport.
AUGAGUCCUACCGAGGUUGAACUUACUUCUAUCAGGCAUGAUUCUACACAGAUUCUUGCUGUAGAUGGUGUCCGAGCAGACCGACAAGCCCCCGACCAGGUGCAGGAUGCUAUCACGCCGCGAAAGAGAAUUCAGAUCGCUGCCAUCAUGGUGGCUCUUUGUUUGUCCCUUUUCAUUGCGGCGCUAGAUCAGACAAUUGUGGCGACAUCCUUGCCUACUAUCUCUUCCAGUCUUCAUUCCUCCGACGGCUAUACCUGGGUUGGAGGAGCAUAUCUCCUGGCGAAUGCAGCGGCUGCCCCUGUGUGGGCCAAAUUAUCUGAUAUCUGGGGACGCAAGCCAAUCAUCUUAAUCGUUGUUGUCUGGUUUAUGCUGAGCUCCAUCCUUUGCGCGGCAGCAGUUAACAUGACCAUGCUCAUUGCUGGUCGAGCCUUGCAGGGAACCGCCGGCGGUGGCCUGAUGCAACUGGUUAUGAUUGUCGUGUCGGAUCUCUUCAGUGUUAGGCAGCGAAGUCUCUACCUCGGUAUACUGGAAUUCAUGUGGACGAUUUCUGGCGGUCUUGGCCCAGUUCUCGGAGGAGUUUUCUCGGAAUAUGUUUCGUGGAGAUGGAACUUUUGGAUCAAUCUACCGACGUGCGGGCUUGCAUUCGUUCUACUCUUUUUUUUCCUGGAUGUGCACAAUCCAAGGACUGGAGUCUGGGAUGGGAUCAGGGCAAUUGACUGGGUCGGUAGCCUCUCCAUUCUCGGCCUAACCUUGAUGCUACUUCUAGGAUUGAAUUUUGGUGGUGAGACCUUUGCCUGGAGUUCUCCUCAGGUUAUCUGUCUACUCGUGUUCGGAUCUCUCUUCAUCUUUGUUUUCCUCUAUGGGGAAAAGAAAUGGGCCAAAUAUCCUCUGAUGCCCUUGCAAAUCCUCAAGCACAGAUCAAACGUUGCCGUAUCCUUGGUGACCUUUCUUCACGGUUUUGUCUUCAUCGGUUGCGAGUACUAUCUGCCCCUCUACUUUCAAUCUGUCAAACAAGCCAGCCCCAUGCGGUCCGGGCUUCUGCUUCUUCCUCUUGUUCUAGCAGAGGGACUCUUCAGCGGAUUAUCUGGCUGGCUCAUACACCGAACAGGGCGGUACAUCGAGCAGAUUUGGAUCGGUACAAUCUUACUCACUCUCGGGACUGGACUACUCAUCCGACUCAAUGCAGCAUCAACCAUGGCGGAGUUGAUCGUCUUUCAGAUAAUCACCGGUGCAGGGUCAGCCAUUCUGUUUGAACCUCCAUUGAUCGCUCUACAGGCGUCGGUGGCCCAGGAAGACACCGCAAGUGGCACAGCCAUGCUGGGUUUUAUCCGCACCAUGGCAAUGUCAAUGUCUGUUGUUGUGGGCGGCGUUAUCUUCCAAAAUAGCAUGAAAACGAAGCAAGCCGUGUUACGGCAAGCAGGCCUAAUGGAGCAGCAGGUCGAUGAGCUAACGGGGGCUUCAGCUGCCGCUAGCACUGAGCUUAUCAAGAGUAUAACAAAUCCGGACACGGUCAGAGUCGUUGCUAGCGUGUUCUCGACCAGUUUACGAAAUAUCUGGAUUAUGUACACCUGUGUUGCUGGUUUAUCUAUCGUCGCAAGUCUCUUCAUCAUUAAGCAGCGCCUGAGCGAAGAUCACACUGAGACAAGGACUGGCCUCAAGGAAGAAUAA